Molecule: messenger RNA, 669 nt
Organism: Schistosoma haematobium
Lineage: Eukaryota; Metazoa; Platyhelminthes; Trematoda; Strigeidida; Schistosomatidae
Exons: 2
Coding region: 1-669 (222 amino acids)
Source: RefSeq, a predicted model, not a curated record
AUGAGCAACAGAUGGAAUAUACUUAUCGAAUCAGUUCCGGAUUAUGACAAUUCAAGGAAUGGUCAACCAAAUGAAGGUCAAAAAGUGAUGUCCAUACCUAAUAGGAGUUUUUAUGAUGAUAAUCAGCCAUCUGGUACUAUCUAUCCAGUUCAAAAUAGACCAGUUCUUCAAUCUUUUAAUCAAUCACCUUCACCCUAUUCAUAUAGACAAACACCAGACCCACCUGAUACUCGCCCAGUAAAAAUAAUUAGAUAUGUUUCUCUGUCGAAAAUUCCAUCGACAGAUGAUAAAUCUUCUCAAACACUUACUGAUCAAGAGUUGGAAAGACAACAAUCUUUGGUCGUUCAGUCAAGUUAUGCUCCAAAUACAUCCGCAUCAAAUAAUUACUUUUCAGAUUCUCGGAAUCUUCGCAGAUACAGGUCAGCUAACUCAUUUUCAUCACCUGAAUUGCCUGAACCAAUAAAACCAACAACUAUUGUAUCAAGACAGUCAAGUUUCUCUUCACCAUCGCCGGCAUGGAAAAACAGAGAGAUCAUCCCUGUAAAUGCUCACGAUGGCAGUAUGAAUAAGAAUACAGAUUCAUACGAUCCAGAAGUAUGCAUCAAAAAGAAACUUUCACAGGGUGCAAACCAUUAUAUUUAUAUUACACAUGGGAGAAAUUCACCUUAA